Messenger RNA from Hibiscus syriacus, 790 nucleotides. RefSeq names its product sm-like protein LSM7. Gene Ontology annotation, molecular function: RNA binding. Gene Ontology annotation, cellular component: spliceosomal tri-snRNP complex; U12-type spliceosomal complex; U6 snRNP. The transcript is spliced from 6 exons. The coding region runs from base 176 to 475 and encodes 99 amino acids. The record is from RefSeq and is a predicted model, not a curated record. Gene Ontology annotation, biological process: nuclear-transcribed mRNA catabolic process; mRNA splicing, via spliceosome. NCBI's taxonomy places the organism in Eukaryota, Viridiplantae, Streptophyta, Magnoliopsida, Malvales, Malvaceae.
CUAGACGAAGCCUCUCUCAUCACCGCUCUGUCCCCAAACUCGUAAGCCCCCUCUCUUUUGCCUUCGAGUUUCCCUACAGGCCACGAUAUUAAAAUCAAGUUUCUGGGUAAGGCCUGGAAAAAUUGCAUUUGCAAGGGUAUAGAAAUCACACACAAGUGUCAAAACUACCAACAAUAUGUCGGGCAGGAAAGAAACUGUCUUGGAUUUGGCUAAGUUUGUAGACAAAGGUGUGCAGGUCAAACUCACAGGUGGUAGACAAGUCACAGGGACCCUAAAAGGAUAUGACCAACUACUAAAUCUUGUCCUGGAUGAAGCUGUAGAGUUUCUUCGAGACCAGGAUGAUCCAUUGAAGACUACCGAUCAGACUAGGCGUCUUGGUUUGAUAGUUUGUAGGGGCACAGCGGUUAUGCUGGUGUCACCAACUGAUGGCACAGAUGAGAUUGCCAAUCCUUUCAUCCAGCCAGAUGGAGCCUGAUCUGAUCCCUCUUCAAAAUGGCCGCAUUGCAUCCCUUCGCUGUUACAUUCGUACAUUUUCAAGUCUGCUUUUCUCUGUGCAUGUUUUUAUAUCUUGAAAGCUAUCAACACCAAAACAGCAAACCUUAGUAUUUCGAAGUUGAAGCACCGUAGUCACCAGUAUAGCAUUGGGGUGUUUAAGAGAAUCAUUUUAGACACUGUCGACGAAAAAUGUUAGAACAAAUGUCUGACUUUUGGCACUUUAUUACGUUUGUCCCUUGAGUGCUUACUAUUACUUGUAUUUGGACUUUAGGCAUAAUUCACUUGCCCGUCUGCA